Myotis myotis is the source of this 8720-nucleotide messenger RNA. It is a transcript of the gene ATP13A4, whose product is annotated as ATPase 13A4. Gene Ontology annotation, molecular function: P-type ion transporter activity; polyamine transmembrane transporter activity; ATP hydrolysis activity. The transcript is spliced from 59 exons. Gene Ontology annotation, cellular component: late endosome membrane. Bases 285 to 7304 code for a protein of 2339 amino acids. Gene Ontology annotation, biological process: polyamine transmembrane transport; intracellular calcium ion homeostasis. The record is from RefSeq and is a predicted model, not a curated record. Lineage: Eukaryota; Metazoa; Chordata; Mammalia; Chiroptera; Vespertilionidae.
CAAAAAGGUCAGCCUGGGAGCAGUCUCGUUUGGGACAGCCGCUCUGAGGAAAUGCAGUAAGGAGCAGGCAGAAAGUCCUGGAGCACAGGGUGACUCAUGGGAGGAGUUAGUUCAGCUUGCUAAGUACUGUCAUUUGCUGAGUGCAGGUGUGUGCGCAAGAAGGAGUUGUAACCUGGAGGAUCAUUAACUCUUUCAGUCAGCUGGCGACUCCGGUGGCUCGGCAAAUUCCUCCUGGAAGCUCCUGCUCUGGGAAGGUCAGGGAGGAGGAGUGGAAGCACUUGUCUAUGGGGGACCACUUUGAGAAGGGCCAGCAUGCUUUGCUCAACGAAGGAGAAGAGAAUGAGAUGGAGAUAUUUGGCUACAAGACUCACGGCUGCCGGAAAACCCUCUGCCUUGCUGGAUCCAUCUUCUCAUUUGGGAUCCUCCCCUUGGUGUUUUAUUGGAAACCUGCUUGGCAUGUGUGGGCAAAUUGUGUCCCGUGCUCCUUGCAAGAAGCAGACAUCGUGUUGCUAAGGACAACAGAUGAAUUCCAAACCUAUUCUCGGAAAAAGGUAAUGUGGAUCUACCUGUCAGCAUUAAACAGCGCAUUUGGUCUCACUCCUGACCACCCUCUCAUUACAGAUGAGGAGUGUCUCAUAAAUAGAGCUAUAAGAAAGCCAGAACUAAAGGUGAGAUACAUAAAAGUGCAGAAAAUAAGAUAUGUUUGGAACAACUUAGAAGGACAGUUCCAGAAAAUUGGCUCUUUGGAAGACUGGCUCAGCUCUGCCAAGAUACAUCUAAAAUUUGGAUCAGGUCUAACAAGAGAAGAACAAGAGAUUAGGAGGUUAAUAUGUGGGCCUAAUACUAUUGAUGUUGAAAUCACACCGAUUUGGAAACUGCUCAUCAAAGAGGUUUUAAAUCCGUUUUACAUAUUUCAACUCUUCAGUGUUUGUUUGUGGUUUAGUGAAGACUAUAAGGAAUAUGCUUUUGCCAUCAUAAUUAUGUCCACCCUUUCCAUAGCUUUGACAGUAUAUGAUCUCAGAACGCAAUCUGUAAAGCUCUACCAUCUAGUUGAGUCACAUAAUAACAUUACAGUCCCUGUAUGUGGGAGAAAAGCUGGAGUCGAAGAGCUGGAAUCACGCUUUCUCGUCCCCGGAGAUCUAUUAAUUUUGACAGGGAACAGAGUGCAAAUGCCAUGUGAUGCCAUUCUGCUUGACGGCAGCUGUGUGGUGAAUGAAGGCAUGCUGACAGGAGAAAGUAUCCCAGUCACUAAGACUCCAUUACCUAAGGUGGAUGGCUCUGUGCCCUGGAAAACACAGAGUGAAGCGGAUUACAAACGGCACAUCCUCUUCUGUGGCACAGAGGUUAUCCAGGCCAAGGGCGCUUGCUCCAGGACUGUGAGAGCCGUGGUACUGCAGACUGGAUUCAACACUGCAAAGGGGGACCUCGUGAGAUCCAUCUUGUAUCCCAAGCCAAUGAACUUCAAGCUCUACAGGGAUGCCAUCAGGUUCCUCCUGUGCCUCGUAGCGACCGCCACCAUUGGGAUGAUCUAUACUUUAUGUGUCUACGUGCUCAGCGGGGAAGCUCCCGGGGAGGUGGUGAGGAAAGCCCUGGAUGUCAUCACAAUUGCAGUUCCUCCUGCUCUACCUGCCGCCCUGACCACAGGCAUUAUCUAUGCCCAGAAGAGGCUAAAGAAGAGAGGCAUCUUUUGCAUCAGUCCCCAGAGGAUCAAUGUAUGUGGGCAAUUAAACCUUGUCUGCUUUGACAAGACAGGCACCUUGACAAGGGAGGGCUUGGAUGUCUGGGGAGUCGUGCCCUGCGGUAAGAAUGGCUUCCAGGAGGUCCACAGCUUUGCCUCGGGCAGGGCUUUGCCAUGGGGCCCACUGUGUGCAGCCAUGGCCAGCUGCCACUCUCUGAUCCUUCUCGAUGAGACCAUCCAGGGAGACCCUCUGGACCUCAAAAUGUUUGAAGCCACCAACUGGGAAAUGGCUAUUUCUGGGGACAAUUUCCACAUCAAGGAAGUGCCGGCACACGCCAUGGUAGUUAAGCCCAGCAAAACAGCCAGCCAGGUCCCAGUGGAAGGAAUUGCAAUCCUGCAUCAGUUCCCAUUCUCAUCAGCCCUACAGAGGAUGACAGUCAUUGUCCAAGAGAUGGGGGGUGACCGGUUGGCAUUCAUGAAAGGUGCACCAGAGAAGGUGGCCAGCUUUUGUCAACCUGAGACAGUGCCAGCUAGUUUUGUUAGUGAACUUCAGAUUUACACAACACAGGGCUUCCGGGUCAUAGCACUGGCCUACAAAAAGCUGGAAAUGGACCACCACACCACUGCCUUGACGAGGGACAAGGUAGAAGCAGACCUGAUAUUUCUGGGAUUGCUGAUCUUGGAGAAUCGAUUGAAGGAAGAGACAAAACCUGUCCUGGAAGAGCUCAUCUCAGCCCGGAUAAGGACAGUAAUGAUCACAGGUGACAAUCUUCAGACUGCAAUAACAGUGGCCAGAAAUUCUGGAAUGGUUUCCGAAGGCCAGAAAGUCAUUCUCAUUGAAGCGAGUGAAAGUACUGGGUCCUCAUCAGCAUCCAUAUCUUGGAAAUUAGUAGAAGAGAAGAAACCCAUUGCAUAUGGGAAUCAGGACAAUUACAUUAACAUCAGGGAAGAAGUCUCUGAAAAUAGCAGAGAAGAAAGUUACCAUUUUGCCCUAAGUGGAAAAUCCUUUCAGGUUAUAAGUCAACAUUUCAGCAGCCUAUUGCCAAAGAUAUUGAUGAAUGGGACCAUCUUUGCAAGAAUGUCUCCUGGGCAGAAAUCCAGUCUGGUGGAAGAAUUUCAGAAACUGGAUUACUUUGUAGGUAUGUGCGGCGAUGGAGCCAAUGACUGUGGGGCUUUGAAAAUGGCUCACGUGGGCAUCUCUUUAUCAGAGCACGAGGCAUCUGUGGCCUCACCUUUCACUUCCAAAACUCCAAACAUUGCGUGUGUACCUCAACUUAUCAAGGAAGGACGUGCCGCCUUCGUUACCUCAUUUUGCAUGUUUAAGUACAUGGCUCUGUACAGCAUGAUUCAGUAUGUUGGUGUUCUGCUGCUCUACUGGGAGACCAACAGCCUGUCAAAUUACCAGUUUCUGUUCCAGGAUCUGGCCAUUACAACUCUUAUUGGUGCAACAAUGAAUUUGAAUGGUGCCUACCCCAAGCUAGUGCCUUUCAGACCUGUGGGAAGGCUGAUCUCCCCGCCUUUGCUGCUCUCUGUGAUUUUCAACAUACUUCUCAGCCUGGCCAUGCAGACUGUGGGCUUCAUUCUGGUUCAGAGGCAGCCUUGGUACAACAUGGGGAUGCACAGUGCCUGCACAGUGCAAAAUAAAAGCAUUUCAAAUUUAACCAUGCCACCAACUGCUCCAGGAAAAGUUGAAAGUAACGAUGGCUUCCCAAGUUUUGAGAACACAACUAUAUGGUUCUUGGGAACAAUCAACUGCAUUAUUGUGGCUCUUAUCUUCUCUAAAGGAAAACCAUUCAGGCAGCAGACCUAUAAAAACUAUAUAUUUGUCCUUGUGCUGAUUGUACAGCUGGCUGUGUGUCUAUUCAUCCUAUUUGCUGAUAUUCCAGAUUUAUAUAGGCGUUUGGAUUUGCUCUGCACUCCUGUCCUGUGGAGGGUCUGCAUUGUCAUUAUGCUCAGCUGCAAUUUCAUCGUGUCCCUUAUUGUGGAGGAGGUGUUUGGUUACCAGACCCAGAGUCUUCGCAGAGCCAUCUGCCUUGUAGCAUCGGUGCUGACGUGUGGGGUCCUUAUGCUGGUGUUGUACUGGAGGCCCCAGUGGAGAGUGUGGGCCACUUGCAUCCCGUGCCCCUUGCAAGAAGCAGAUACUGUUCUGCUAAGGACAACUGAUGAAUUUCAAAGAUAUAUCAGGAAGAAAGUGAUCUGCCUCUACUUAUCCACACUGAAGUUUCCUAUAAGCAAGAACCCGGAAGAGCCCCUUGUAGCUGAUCGCCACUCUGUCAUAAACCAUGCCAUAUUGAAACCAGAAUUAAAACUACGAUGUAUCCAAGUGCAGAAAAUUAGGUAUGUUUGGGACAACUUGGAAAAGAGAUUUCAGAAAGUGGGGUUGCUGGAAGACAGCCACUCCUGCUAUGACAUCCAUCAUAUGUUCGGCCUGGGUCUGACCCAUGAAGAGCGGGAGGUCAGGAGACUCGUGUGUGGGCCCAAUGCCAUUGAGGUGGAGAUUCAACCCAUAUGGAAGCUGCUUAUUAAACAGGUUUUAAAUCCAUUUUAUGUGUUCCAAGCCUUUACCUUGACUUUGUGGAUGUCUCAAGGUUACAUAGAAUACUCUGUCGCCAUCAUCAUCUUGUCUGUUAUCUCCAUUGUCUUAACUGUGUAUGAUUUGCGACAGCAAUCAGUUAAGCUGCACAACCUUGUGGAGGAUCACAACAAAGUCCAGGUUACAAUCACCGUAAAAGGCAAAGGAAGGAGUGUGCUGCAGGGGGUCAGGAACUCAGCCAAGGAGGGUGAGCAGGAGCUGGAAUCCUGCCUCUUGGUUCCUGGAGAUGCCCUCAUUCUACCAGGAAAAUGCUCAUUGCCAUGUGAUGCUCUUCUGAUUGACGGGAGCUGUGUGGUGAACGAAAGCAUGCUCACAGGAGAAAGUAUACCCGUUACAAAGACGCCAUUGCCCCACAUGGAGAAUACAAUGCCCUGGAAAUCCCACAGCUCAGAGGACUAUCGGAAACAUGUUCUUUUCUGUGGCACAGAAGUGAUCCAGGUCAAGCCCACUGAGCAGGGGCCAGUAAGAGCAGUUGUUUUGCGAACAGGUUACAAUACAGCCAAAGGGGACUUGGUGAGAUCCAUCCUUUACCCCCGGCCUCUGAACUUCAAACUCUACAGUGGUGCCUUCAAGUUCAUAGUGUUCCUGUCCUGUAUUGGAGUUGUGGGUUUUUUCUAUGCCCUUGGUGUGUAUAUGUAUCACAGAGUCUCACCAAGACAUACCGUAGCCAUGGCCCUGCUCCUCUUCACCGGAACUGUCCCUCCAGUGCUGCCAGCUGCCCUGACCACAGGCAUCAUGUAUGCACAAAAGAGGCUGAAGAAAAAGAAAAUCUUCUGUAUCUCCCCACAGAGAAUCAAUAUGUGCGGACAAAUAAACCUCGUGUGCUUUGACAAAACUGGCACUCUUACAGAGGAUGGGCUGGACCUCUGGGGAACUGUCCCCACUGCUGACAACUGUUUCCAGGAAGUCCACAGCUUUACCUCAGGCAAGGCUCUGCCCUGGGGCCCACUGUGUGCCGCCAUGGCCAGCUGCCACUCUCUGAUCCUCCUGGAUGGGACCAUCCAGGGAGACCCUCUGGACCUCAAGAUGUUUGAGGGCACCAACUGGAUAAUGGAAGAUUGCAAUGUAGACUACUGCAAAUUUAGGAUGUCAGACUCAAACAUAAUCAUAAAACCAGGACCGAAAGCCAGUCGGAGUCCUGUGGAAGCUAUCACCAUCUUGCGCCAGUUUCCAUUCUCGUCAAGCCUGCAGAGGAUGUCUGUGGUUGCUGGGCUAGCAGGUGAGGAUCACUUCCAUGUCUACAUGAAGGGCGCCCCCGAGAUGUUGGUCAAGUUCUGCAGAUCCGAAACAGUGCCCAGGAACUUCCCACAGGAACUGGGGAAUUACACAAUGCAAGGCUUCCGUGUCAUUGCCCUUGCCCAUAAAACCUUGAGCCUGGGAAAGCUUUCAGAAGUGGACAGUUUGUCCAGAGAGAAGGUGGAGUCAGAGUUAACAUUUCUGGGACUUCUUAUAAUGGAGAAUCGCUUGAAAAAGGAAACCAAACCUGUCUUGAAGGAACUGAGAGAGGCCUGCAUCAGGACUGUGAUGAUUACCGGUGACAACCUGCAAACAGCCAUUACUGUUGCAAAAAACUCCGAAAUGAUUCCUCAAGGGAACCAAGUGAUCCUCGUUGAGGCCAAUGAACCAGAAGAGUUUGUUCCUGCCUCUGUGACCUGGCAGCUGGUUGAAAACCAAGAGAAUGGACCUGGGCAGAAUGAAACCUACAUUAACAUUGGAAACAGUUCAGUGCUUCCUGAAGAACAAGGGAACCGUUAUCAUUUUGCAAUGAGUGGGAAAUCAUACAAAGUGCUAUUUCAGCAUUUCAGCAGCUUGCUUCCAAAAAUUCUGGUGAAUGGAACCAUUUUUGCAAGAAUGUCUCCUGGGCAAAAAUCAAGCCUUGUUGAAGAAUUUCAGAAAUUAAAUUAUUAUGUGGGCAUGUGUGGAGAUGGAGCCAAUGACUGUGGGGCUUUGAAAAUGGCUCAUGCGGGUAUUUCCUUGUCAGAGCAGGAGGCAUCUGUAGCCUCACCUUUCACCUCAAAAACAGCCAACAUCGAGUGUGUGCCUCAUCUCAUCAAAGAAGGCCGUGCUGCUCUGGUUUCAUCCUUUGGGGUAUUUAAAUACUUGACCAUGUAUGGAAUAAUCCAGUUUAUUGGUGCAUCACUGCUCUAUUGGCAACUGCAACUCUUUGGGAAUUACCAGUAUAUCGUGCAAGAUAUAGCCAUUACCUUGAUGGUGUGUUUAACAAUGAGUUCAACUCAUGCCUACCCAAAGCUGGCUCCAUACCGACCAGCAGGACAGCUCCUCUCUCCCCCUUUGCUGCUCUCAGUCUUGUUGAAUACCUGUUUCACCUGCAUUGUGCAUAUUUGUGCAUUUCUCUAUGUGAAGCAGCAGCCCUGGUACUGUGAGGUCUACAGAUACAGUGAGUGCUUUCUGGACAACCAAAGUAAUUUCUCAACAAAUAUGAGUUUGGAAAGAAACUGGACUGGAAAUGCAACUCUGAUUCCUGGUUCAAUUUUAAGUUUUGAGAGUACCACUCUGUGGCCCAUCGGGACCCUUAACUGUAUCACAGUAGCAUUUAUCUUUUCUAAGGGAAAGCCAUUUCGAAAACCCAUCUACACAAACUAUAUAUUCUCAUUUAUGCUGAUAACUGUCUUGGGCCUCACAGUUUUCAUCAUGUUUUCUGAUUUUCAAGCUAUAUACCGAAGAAUGGAGUUCAUCCCAACCACGACAUCAUGGAGGGUUUCAAUUUUGGUGGCAGCCCUCAUCCAGUUCUGUGUGGCCUUCUUUGUAGAGGAUGCCAUCCUUCAAAAUCGAGAGCUCUGGCUAUUGAUCAAAAAUAAAUUUGGAUUCUGUUCGAAAAGUCAAUAUAGGAACUGGCAAAGGAAGCUGGCAGAAGACCCCACCUGGCCUCCCACAAACAGGACGGACUAUUCAGGCGAUGGCCAAAAUGGGUUCUACAUCAACCGAGGCUAUGAAAGCCCUGAACAGAUCCCAAAGGGAAAGCUCCAACAGGGAGGCCAAAACACAGAACAGCAUUUUUGGACCCGACUGUAAUCAGAAUUGUUGUUGUACAUGCUUAACAGCAUCCCCUUUUCCCCAGAAACUACAGACUGUGGAGAGGUGAGGGUAGCUUACCCUUAUCUGUUCUCUCUCCAGCUGAGGACUCAAAACACAUUUCUCAGUGUACUGAGCUUUGCAACAAAGAACCUUAAUGAUGCUUAUUUUGACUGUAUCCUACCCUUUACCACUGAGGGGAAAAAAUACAUUUCCUGGAUUAUCUAUUUUUAAAAAAUAAACUUUAUUCACAUUACAUAGCAUUAUCCUGGUAAAAAAUAUACAGCUUUUCACAGUAGUGAAUAUAAUGGUAUGAACAUCAAUUUUUUAAAAAAAGGAAAAUUAAAAAAGAAUUUGAUCAUUGAAAGUUUCACAAAUAUAUUUUUAUUUUCAUCUACAGAAAUAAAGCAUUUGAAAAACACACCUUCUCUGAAUAAACUGUCACAAGUUUACUUAACCUUACCUUCACUUGCGAAGAACAUUUAUGUACAAGUAUUUUUCCAAGGUCACAAAAUUCCUUUUUGCUCCUUUUGUACAGUUGUAAGAGAGAAACAGGAAUUGACAUUUACUUAGAAAAUUCAGCUCUGACUGUGGUGACCCGGAGCUGUGUGGCAGUGGAGAAUGAUGGAGGUGUCUGUUUAUUGCAUAUAAUCUUGGCUUGGGCACAGCUAGCUUCUAAGCAAAUUCCACCAAAGACGGCAUUUCCCAAAACAUAUUGUUUUGGGGCCAAUGAGCUAUGUCCAGAGUCGAUCACAAAGGUAAUGAAAUAAACGAUUAAAAUGUACUUUUACAUUAAAGAAGCACAACACCUCUAUUUACUCUUCAUUACUGACAGGUGAAAUCCUUAAAUUGUUGUUUUUUUAACUCUAAAAUUUGGCCCGAAGUCCGUAUUACUCAUCUUAAAACGCAAUCCUAGGGGAGGGGUGGACCCAUAAUGUCUGUAUCUAUACCAUGACAAUUUUCAGGCUACUAAACAAUCUUACAUUUCAUUUCAUCUUUUCAUUAUCUAAAUCAAUGCACAUUAACAGCUACAAGAAGGGGUCCAUCCUUUACAAAUAUAUUGUGUACACUAUUCUCUUUAGUACAUAUCAACUCCACUGUGACCUGAGAGGAUAUUUAUUUCUAGUGAACAUUGUGUAUUACCUACUAGGCAUUAUUUGUAACAAUAAAUCGAAUUUUGCUAACUUCACAGAACUUCAACAGUUCAUAGGUAAUUAGGUAACCAUCCCAUUCCAUGAGUGCCAAUUAUGUGCCAAACACUGAUGUAUGCUUUCAAUAAUGUAUUUACAAUUCUGAAACCUUUAGAAGUGAAAAACAAUUUUUACAUUUCAUCAAUUUGUAAAUAGGACUAAAGGCUUUGUUACACAAACCAACAGCAUUAAUGCAAAUUUUUAUAAAAACAACCCUCUAUAUUUA